AUGGCGCCAGUCGAGAGGAUCAAGAACAACGGCGAAAGCAAGGACCCUCAGCCAAACAAUACCAAAAAUCUUCAAACUACGUCCAACCCCGAAGUCAUCGUCGACGCCGAGCCAGCAUCAACUACUCCGCCAAGCCCCGACUCUUCUUCGAACUACACCACAGCCCGCUCCAGUCUUUCCCUCCCUCCGAACUUUCGCGUCGCCGCCAAAGACGACAGAGCUGAAAGCGUCUUGCGCUUUGGCCCAGCCAGAGCCAGAACGGUAGAGCCGGUAGCGCGGGCAACGUCUCCAUUUGCAAAUAUCAACACCCCUCAGCGGCCGGCUUCGACCCCGGCCGGCGGGAACUGGCACAUUCGUCAUCGGCGUCAACAGCAGCAAUCUGCAACGUCACAAAAGGAGCCCGCCGUGCGUCCCAACAGAUUUGAGAGAGCGCACGGGAAUCUGACUGUCCCAUCGCUGCCGACGCAACAGGGGGAUGCCACCUCUGAACAGCGGGAACGGAGGACGGAACCCCAUGAGCAGCCCGAAUUUGGGAACGGAGCCGGCUCCCAGUGA
This is a messenger RNA of Thermochaetoides thermophila DSM 1495, 555 nucleotides long. RefSeq lists its product as uncharacterized. The transcript has a single exon. NCBI's taxonomy places the organism in Eukaryota, Fungi, Ascomycota, Sordariomycetes, Sordariales, Chaetomiaceae. Bases 1 to 555 code for a protein of 184 amino acids. The record is from RefSeq and is a predicted model, not a curated record.